GUUCUACACCCACCAACUCUUAUUUUACUCAUUCAUUAACAUAAUACAGUAACUUAGAUCUGCAAUCAAGAAGAAGAAAAUGGAAGCUCUCCUCUCCCACUUCACUUUACUCUCUGAUCAAGCUUUGCAAGACAAAAACUUCGAUCCCUCAGCGAUCGAAGAUCUAAUGAAGCUAUUUGAGAUAGAAGCGUACAAGUCAUGGGCAGCGAUGGAACUUGAGCAAGAAAAAGAGGUUGAAGAAGCAGAAAUAGCUAUGAAUAAAGCUGAAGACUAUCUUGAUUCUGUGAUGGAAAGCGCCAUGGAUGAAUUUCGUCGAUUCGAAGAGGAAAUGGAAAGAAUGGCGAAGGCAGAACUAGAUAGCUUAGAACAAACAGCUGAUAAUGCAAGAAAGGUGGGGAAAUUGAUGGAAAAAGCUGCAACUAUCGCUUCUAAAAGGUAUAUUGAAGCUGCAGUUAAUUCUGCUACUGCUUCCAUGAAAUCUGCUUGGAAAGGAAUUUCCUCUAACAAGAUUCAUCCUUCUUAAUUAACAGAAAUUAAAAAAAAAAAA
Jatropha curcas is the source of this 547-nucleotide messenger RNA. It is a transcript of the gene MEE9, whose product is annotated as maternal effect embryo arrest 9. Lineage: Eukaryota; Viridiplantae; Streptophyta; Magnoliopsida; Malpighiales; Euphorbiaceae. The record is from RefSeq and is a predicted model, not a curated record.